Rodentolepis nana is the source of this 909-nucleotide messenger RNA. Lineage: Eukaryota; Metazoa; Platyhelminthes; Cestoda; Cyclophyllidea; Hymenolepididae. The record is from the annotation of a GenBank genome assembly.
CGUAAAUUUAUCUUCAGGAUGGUGGAAGCUCCUGCAGUAGCUCCACUGGUCUUCUGGAGACAGUCUCGGUUUCAACCCACAGUCAUGGCAAGUGGUGGUAGCGGCGGCGGAGGUGGUGGUGGUGGUGGAGGGGAAUCUCGUCGUCGUCGUGGUGCAGUUUCCGGAUCCGCUCUCUACCACCCACAACCCCUCCUGGUUUAUCGAGGUCAUGAGGGCGUCAUUACAGAGUUGGCCUGGUCGAAGAACCUCUUCCUUCUCAGCACUGGGAUGGAUAGGCAAGUUCGACUCUGGCACAUAUCUCGGCGCGAAUGUCUCUGCGCUUUCAGCCACAAUGACACCGUCCCAGCAAUCGUAUUUCAUCCUAAAGAUGAUCGAUACUUCCUAUCGGGAAGCCUAGACGGCAAGUUGCGUCUGUGGAACAUUCCAGACAAGAAGGUGCGUUUCUGGGUCGACCCCAAGACUAUCAUCACGUGUGCCACUUUUGCUUGCGACAGCACCAAGGUGGUGGUGGGGAGUUAUGACGGACGUGUCAUGUUCUUUAACACAGAGUUGACCUAUAUCACCUUCAUUACGGUCAAGUCAGUCUCUGGACGGUGUCAGCAAUGCCGAGUGACCGCCAUUGAGGUCGAUCCCACCGAUUCGAACAAGAUUCUAGUGACUUCGAAUGAUUCGAGAGUGCGAUUGAUCGACGCUAGAGACUAUCAUACACUAUGUAAAUACCGCGGUUUCCUCAAUGAAACCAGUCAAAUUCGAGCUUCUUUCAGGUAUCAUUUGUUUCUACUUUUCUCUCUUGCUGUCCUUGUUGUCAAUAUUCUAUUUGGACGACGUACAGGAUCACUGUUUUCUCACAACCAAUCGCAUUCAGUUAGCAUUUUCGCUUGUUCACCGCUUUCAUUUGAAUUACUUUGA